CAUCUAGUUAAUUUCACACUCUUGUCACUGAGCCGCUGUGUGACGGGGCUAGGAGCGGGGAAUCUCAGCCUGGGAUCACUCACCCAUCACACAGACAGCUGGGGACGCCUCACCUCACCAUCCCAUUCCGGAUUAUUUAUACAGCCCAGAGCGGACCUUGCUUUAAAAGUGCAGCUGGAUGAGCUGAGAGGUGAUAACAGGAGCUCGGGAGAUUUUUUUUCUUUUUCUUUUUAAACUCCCGGUUCCUCUUAUACUUCGAAGGAUCUUGUUUUUUGGUGGGCGUGAAAUUUACAGCUUUUCAGCCAGGGAGGUGUCCAUUUUUGCUCCCAUCUCCUCUCCCUCUUAAUAAAGCAGGACUUGGCCAGGCGACACAGAUGAGUUCCACCCAUAAGGAUCCGGAGUUUGACUCACAGCAGGGGGACCAUGACCCCAAUCAAAACGUCAGCCCUCAAGAGGAAUUCGACUUCUCGAUAUUAUUCGAUUAUGAUUAUGAUUACUUGAAGUGUACAGAAGAAGAAUCGACUCCUUCACAUAAAACCAACAGCCCACCCACUGGAGUUACAUACCCUCAUGAUGAUGUCUUGGACUAUGGCCUCAAGCCAUACAGCCCCCUGGCUUUUCCUAGUCUUUCUGCAGAUCACAUGGGCAGAUAUGGACAGCCAGAUAGCAUAGGGUCAAAAUGCAACUUGGACCCUGUAAAGUCUGGGGCCUCUGCUUUGAGCCCUAGGAUUGAAAUCACUCCAUCCCAUGAACUGACUAAUCCAAGGGUUCCCUUGCACAGCAGAGACACAGAUCUUUUGGUAGAACAUCAGUCCAACUCAGCCACCGCUAGCCCAAGGUUUACACUGCCUGUCCCUGGCCAUGAGGGCUACAGAGAACCGCUGUGUUUGAGCCCAGCUAGUAGCGGCUCAUCUGCAAGUUUCAUUUCAGAGACAAAUUUCUCUCCUUACACAUCACCAUGUGUUUCACCAAAUAAUGGCCCUAGUGAUGACCUUUGUCCACAGUUUCAAAACAUCCAUACUCAUUAUUCCCCUAGAACCUCGCCAAUAAUGUCACCACGAACAAGCAUCACGGAGGAUACCUGCUUGGGACCACAUUCACCAUCACCCCGUCCCAACUCAAGGUCUUCAUCGCCAGGUGCAAAACGGAGGUACUCUUGCACUGAGCUCUACAACACUCAGCCGCCUUCCACUUCUCCACGACAGUCAAGGACCCCUUCUCCACAAGCCUCUCCUCACAUCCCUUUGAGAGAAGACAGCUCUUUGCUCACUUACACCCAGUUGCCCAGCUCUUCUAGUCUCAUGGAUGCUAUGAACAACCUUAGCACGGAUCCUCCCUGUGGUGUUCCCAUGAAAAUUUGGAAAACCAGCCCUGAUCCCCCAUCAGUGCCUUCCCACAAAAACAGCAUUCCAGCAUUCUUUCAGACCGUUGAUUACCUUGGGCCUUGUGAUCAGGAAGACAGGAGAAACUCAGCACCUGAAUCCAUUUUGUUAGUACCUCCGUCUUGGCCAAAGCAGCUGGUGCCUGCAAUACCCAUCUGCAGCAUACCUGUUGCAUCCCUCCCACCUCUUGAGUGGCCACUCUCCAAUCAGUCUGGCUCUUAUGAAUUGCGCAUUGAAGUGCAGCCAAAACCUCACCAUCGGGCACACUAUGAAACAGAGGGGAGUCGAGGGGCAGUCAAAGCACCAACGGGGAGCCAUCCUGUGGUCCAGCUUCAUGGUUACAUGGAGAACAAACCCCUGGGCCUUCAGAUCUUCAUUGGGACAGCAGAUGAACGGAUACUUAAACCUCAUGCUUUCUAUCAAGUCCAUCGCAUUACGGGCAAAACUGUUACCACCACCAGCUAUGAGAAAAUCAUAGGCAACACCAAAGUUCUAGAGAUCCCCCUGGAGCCCAAAAACAACAUGAGAGCAACCAUUGACUGUGCAGGGAUUUUGAAGCUGAGGAACGCGGACAUCGAACUGCGGAAGGGGGAGACGGACAUUGGUAGGAAGAACACCAGGGUGCGGCUUGUCUUCCGUGUGCACAUCCCUGAAUCCAGUGGCAGAAUAGUCUCUUUGCAAGCGGCAUCUAAUCCCAUCGAAUGCUCCCAAAGAUCUGCUCAUGAGCUUCCAAUGGUUGAAAGACAAGAUAUUGAGAGCUGCCUAGUUUACGGCGGACAGCAGAUGAUCCUGUCUGGUCAGAAUUUCACAGCAGAGUCUAAAGUUGUAUUCACUGAGAAGACGUCAGAUGGUCAGCAGAUCUGGGAGAUGGAGGCAACAGUGGAUAAAGAUAAGAGCCAACCUAGCAUGCUUUUUGUAGAGAUACCAGAGUAUCGGAACAAGUACAUCCGUACACCUGUGAAGGUGAAUUUCUAUGUCAUCAAUGGGAAAAGAAAAAGAAGUCAGCCACAGCAUUUUACCUAUCACCCAGUACCAUCAAUCAAAACAGAGCCCAUUGAUGACUAUGAUCCAGCUUUAAUCUGCAAUACAGUACACAGUGGUCUGGGAACAGUAACACAGCCUUACUAUUCACAGCACACAAUGGUCACCGAAUCCCCUUCCUGUCUUGUGGCCACUAUGGCUUCCUGCCAGCAGUUGCGUUCAAGCCUGUCUUCUACUGAUUCUCGAUAUCAUCAGCAGAACCCAGCAGCUGUAAUAUACCAAAGAAGCAAAAGUCUCAGUCCUAGCCAACUAGGCUACCAGCAGUCCAGUUUGAUGGCCACACAGGUUUCCAUUUCAGAUGCACACAGGUCAGUGCUGGUGCAUGCUGGUUCCCCAGGCCAAACCUCAGCUGUGCUCCACCACUCUCCAGCCAGUCCACAACCUUCUCCCGUGAUUCACUAUUCUCCAACCAAUCAGCAGCUGAGGUGUGGAAGUCAUCAAGAAUUCCAGCAUAUCAUGUGCUGCGAAAAUUUUACCUCUAAUGUAGCAAGACCCAGCCAGCCUCAGGUCAGUCAAGCACAAAGGAUAAGUCCAAGUUCAUAUCCUACUGUGAUUCAGCAGCAGACAGCCACCAGCCAGAGAGCAGCAAAAAAUGGACCGCCCGUUAGUGAUCAGAAAGAAGUGUUACCAGCCGGAGUCACUAUUAAACAGGAACAGAACCUGGACCAAGCCUAUCUGGAUGAUGAGCUGAUAGAUACACACCUUAGCUGGAUACAAAACAUUAUAUGAAACAGAAUGACUGUGAUCUUUGAUCCAAGCAAUC
Emys orbicularis (European pond turtle) is the source of this 3186-nucleotide messenger RNA. It is a transcript of the gene NFATC2, whose product is annotated as nuclear factor of activated T cells 2. Gene Ontology annotation, molecular function: RNA polymerase II cis-regulatory region sequence-specific DNA binding; transcription factor binding; DNA-binding transcription factor activity, RNA polymerase II-specific. The transcript has 10 exons. Gene Ontology annotation, cellular component: transcription regulator complex. The coding region runs from base 375 to 3152 and encodes 925 amino acids. Gene Ontology annotation, biological process: calcineurin-NFAT signaling cascade; regulation of transcription by RNA polymerase II; cytokine production. The record is from RefSeq and is a predicted model, not a curated record. Lineage: Eukaryota; Metazoa; Chordata; Testudines; Emydidae.